Hyaloscypha bicolor E is the source of this 1055-nucleotide messenger RNA. Its product is annotated as acyl-CoA N-acyltransferase. The transcript is spliced from 7 exons. The coding region runs from base 300 to 998 and encodes 232 amino acids. Lineage: Eukaryota; Fungi; Ascomycota; Leotiomycetes; Helotiales; Hyaloscyphaceae. Gene Ontology annotation, molecular function: acyltransferase activity, transferring groups other than amino-acyl groups. The record is from RefSeq and is a predicted model, not a curated record.
CGCAAGAACUGUUUGCAGUGUGGCAUAUCGAGCGCGGCUGGCCGCUCGCCAAUUGACUGGAGUUUUGUUUGAGGUGCCAGCAGGCCAGACCUCGCAAACAAAUGCGACUUUAUCCUCGAGGCAGUAAGGCGGAGACGUCAACUUGUAAAAUAUCUACAGCCUAAUUCAUGCCUGUUGCUCCAUGGAUGCUGCUGCAUGUUAUCAGCAGCGAUGAAUAAUUUCCAUUGAAGAUGGGUUUCAUCCCGACUUCCCAUUACCACUGAUUCUCGAAUCCUUCUCGGAUACGCAGAGGGAAUCUUAUGAUGCCGACGUCGACGAUCUCAAUCUCCCCUCUGCGUGAGGAAGACAUCCCGGGAGCUGUUGAUGCGAUCCAGGAAGCAUUCGCUGAGGACCCAUACAAUUUAUGGGUCUACAAUGAUCGUUCGAAGCUUAAUUUGAAUCGAAAUCGAGUAUCUCUUGGAAUCAGGUGUCGAUGGGGUAUCCGAAAUGCUUUAUUCUACGUAGCCAAAGACCUGGUCAGUGACGAGAAGGACAAAGUCCUCGGUAUUGCUAUGUGGAUACCCCCUCGUCAGACUAAGCUAAAGAAAACCUGGGGAGAAUGGUUAGAAGGAUGGAAACUCUGGUGUCAGCAAGUUGGAAUGAACGUAUGGUAUGGAAGGGGCGGUUUGAAUGUGAAGCGUUAUUACAUCUGGAAGCAAAGACAAGCUGAGGCACAAUCUGAAAUAUGGACCGAUCCGAAAGGUUAUUACUUUUGCAAUGUCAUUGUUGUCCUUCCAGAGGCACAAGGAAAAGGAAUCGGGCGGGCUCUGUUCCGAGAAGUCACCCAGAAGGCAGAUGCGGAAGGCAGGAGAUGCUAUCUUGAGUCGAGUCGAGACGAGCCGAACACGAAGAUUUAUGAAGCCAUGGGCUUUCAUUUUGUCAAGCAGAUGGAUUGUGAUGAUGGUGGAGAUGUUUGCCAGUUGUACUGCAUGGUUCGAGAGCCCCAAAGUCCUCUUUGAGACACCUCUUGCUAGACUUCAACAUCGCAAAGGUUGGAACGAAUUCAAAUCCUUCCG